AUGAGCAUCUGUCGCUUCAGCGUUUGUCACGGAUGCAUGUUCAGAGCUGAAUUCGGGCUGCCACAUCGAUCCCGUUGGUGCCGUUGUUGGUCCCAUAUUGAGGAAUGGAUUAGCAUCAGUGAUGCCAUCUCCACCAUUAUCACUGGUGUUUCUACUGGAGAAUGCCCUCACGAAGUCAGCUUGAAAACCGUUCGAGUGUCCGUUGGUUUCAGAAAAUACUGUUGA
This is a messenger RNA of Haemonchus placei, 225 nucleotides long. NCBI's taxonomy places the organism in Eukaryota, Metazoa, Nematoda, Chromadorea, Rhabditida, Trichostrongylidae. The record is from the annotation of a GenBank genome assembly.